Molecule: messenger RNA, 3526 nt
Organism: Cyclopterus lumpus (lumpfish)
Lineage: Eukaryota; Metazoa; Chordata; Actinopteri; Perciformes; Cyclopteridae
Gene: cdh17
Product: cadherin 17, LI cadherin (liver-intestine)
Exons: 20
Biological process (GO): cell-cell junction assembly; homophilic cell-cell adhesion; multicellular organism development
Cellular component (GO): adherens junction; catenin complex; plasma membrane
Molecular function (GO): cadherin binding; calcium ion binding
Source: RefSeq, a predicted model, not a curated record
UUAACACUUGGUUAACGUUUGACCAGAAAAGGAUGGGCCUGCUCAGAUCACUCUGGGGUCUGAGGAGUGACUCGCUCAAUCUCUCCGGCAAGACUGUGAUCAUGACACCCAUGAUGAAUCUGUUGUUGCUCCCACUCCUGUUUUUAUCCUUUGCUGGAGGGAAGGAUCUAGAGGAGAAGAAGGGCCCCUUUGAGAACACAGAGCUGGAUGUGCCAGAGGGGACACCAGUGCCAUAUGCCAUCUAUCAGUUUCAGGUGACCCAUCCGGGAGUUAAUAAUUUCAGGUUGAGUGGAGAAGGUCAGGAUGGCAUUAUGAUUACAAAGGACGGGUGGCUCUACCUGGAGAUGCCUCUGGACUGGUCUCGAAAUGACCAUUACAUAAUCAUGGUUGAGGCACUGGCAGAGGAUGAAGUUGUGGAUGACCCAGUUUAUGUGACCAUACAUGUGUUGGACGUCAACAACAACGCUCCGUUCUUCAACCAGAGCAUCUACACCGCUGUUGUCAGAGAAAACAAUCCAGAGGGUAUCCCAUUUACUCGCGUCUUUGCGUCGGAUGAGGACGACCCAGAGACUCCCAACGCUCAUCUGACCUACAGCCUGGUCAGCCAGAUCCCCAACAAACAGCACAUCCCCCUGUUCCAGAUCGACCCCAACACUGGAGAGAUCUCCACCACAGAAGCAGGGACACAGAUGCUUAAAGCCAGAGAAGGCAUCCAGUACGGCAGAGGAGAAGAUCAGAGCAUUGAUGCUCUGAGGACAAAGUUCAACGAUUACUGUCCAGUGCAGAACAUCCCCUUUGAAGAAAACCCCUUCUUCACCUGCGUGGAGCGAGCAGAAACGAGGAGGAGGAAUGUGGAACCCCUGGAUGACCCAGACUACACCCUCACUGUGCGCGUGCAGGACCUGGGAGGAGCUUCGCAGACCGCGCUGAGUGGAAACACCAGAGUGCACAUUGUCGUGCAGCAAAACCUGUGGGUCAAUCCCGGACCUGUAACUGUUAGAGAGAACUUAAAGGAAACGUACCCUCUGGUCAUCGCAAAGGUCCAGUCUAAUGAGCCCAACGCCGUGUACUCGUUAGUGCAGAAAGAACGAGAGCUCAAAUUCCCCUUCCAGAUCACAGAAGAUGGAGAAAUACAUCUGACAGAGGAGCUGGACAGAGAAGAUAAAGCAAUGUACAUCCUGGUGGUGUUUGCAGUAGAUAACGAUGACAAACAGGUGGAUCCACCCAUGGAGAUCCAAGUCUUGGUGGAGGAUGUGAAUGACAACGCCCCAGUGUGUGGGGAUGAGGAGAUUGUUUUUGAGGUGCAGGAAGACGAGCCUGUAGGCAGCCUAAUUGGACAACUGUUGGCCCAUGAUGACGAUCAAGUCGGGACACUGAACGCUCAGCUGACUUACACAAUCUUGUCCCAAAAUCCACCGACCUCACCCAACGCCUUCUCCAUCGACGCUGCUUCUGGAACAAUCCAGGCAUUACGCAUGCUGCAGCGAAGAGACCAGCAGAUGUACAACCUCAACGUCAGAGUCCACCGAUCUAGGUAGCACGCAAACUUUUUCAGCACAGAAUGUAAGGUCGUCGUCAAGGUCAUCGACGUCAACAACGAGAUGCCUCUGUUCGAGAAGAAGGAUUAUGGCAGUCACUCUCUGGCAGAGGACACUCCCGUGGGACACACGGUGCUGAGCAUCAGAGCCACAGACGCUGAUGAUCCAGACAGCGGCAGCUCCCUUAUCGACUUCCAAAUCUCUGCUGGCGACAACGAUGGACUUUUUGCUGUGGAAAGCGACGGCAAAGGCGUCGGCCAUCUGGUCAUAGUUAAGCCUCUAGACUUCGAGUCCUCUGCAACCUACAAGCUCCAGAUUGAUGCUCGUAACCCAGAGCCGCUGAUGGAGGGUCUGGGGUACAGCAGCGAAUCCACGGCCUUCGUCUCUGUGUCUCUCACGGACGUAGACGAGGCUCCAGAGUUCAGUCUGGACAUCCUGGAUGUGACUGUGCCUGAAAACACCACCAAGGGCUCAGUGCUGCUCACUGUGGAGGCGAAGGAUCCAGAGGGCAAAGAGAUAAGUUUUAAGAUGAACGGUGACACUCGCGGCUGGCUGGAGAUCGAUGCUGCCACAGGAGAGAUCAAGACCAGAGACAAGUUGGACCGAGAAACCCUAGAGACUUUUGAUGUCACCGUCACUGCGUUUGAGAAGGAAAAUCCAUCAAAGCUGUCUGAGCGCAUCGUUUCUGUGAGGCUGCUGGAUGUGAACGACAACGUUCCCAAACUGAUGGAGACCCAGGCCUUCAUCUGUGUGAAGAAACCUGAACCUAUCAUCAUCAAGUCCCAGGACAUGGACAGCGCACCCUUCUCCGAGCCCUUCACCUUCGCUUUCGCUCAUGUCAAGCAAUCUCCCAAUUGGAAACUAGAAAGAAUUGACGGUACAACAGCUAGACUGACCCUGAAGAAAAACCCAACAGAAGAUAAAACCUUUACACUCCCCAUUAAUAUUAAAGACAAUGCAGGCAUGGGAGUCACACACAAGUUUGAGGUGAGAGUCUGUAACUGCACAGAGCUCGGCUACUGCUACAUCGCACCAAUUGAGCGUAGCCUCGGUUAUGGGAUCGGACCCACCCUCGGUAUCCUGGGUGGCACUCUGGGAUUCUGCUUAAUUAUGUUCAUCAUAGUGAUCAAACAAAAAAAAGGGAAGAAGAAGACAACAAAGACUGAAGAAGAAGAGAGGAACGCAAUUAUGUAGACACACACACACACACACACACACACACACACACACACACACAUUUGUACUUUUAUAUUUGUGAGGACAUCUGUCACGCAAUGUCAUGCCUAACCGGAAUUAUUGUGUUUUUGAAACUUAACGAAACAAUCCAAGGCUAGGUCUAGCUCAUUUACAGUCUUUUGUCUUUGCCUUGCCAAAUAAACAAUAAAAAUAAGUUCAUUCAUAAAUAAAUCUUUACCGGCACAAGUGAUUACUGGAUUUUCCAAGUAUCCCCUACUUAGGACCUAAAAAUUAGAUCUCACAUAGAUAGAUGUGCACACACACGUUUUUAUAACAUUAUUUUAUGUACAAGAGAGAGUUACUUAAUCAGUGGUGUGCAUACGUAAUUAUUGCCCCCAUGCUAAUCAUGCAUAUAUAAAAGCUUGUUAACGUAUUUUAUUUGAAGUUCUCUCCCAGACUCAAGCUGUUUCAUUAGCAGUUUAAUCAUCUCACAUAGUUCAAUUAGUUUUUGGCCCAGAGCUUUUGUGUUGUAAUUCUCUUCUGCGUGAAUGUUGUGGUAGAGCUGAACAUAUCUUUAACUUUAAGAAACAUCUUAAACCCAGAACAUCACUGUAUGUAAUUAACAAUAACUACUGUAAGGAACACGCACUGCUGUUUUACAAUAAACAAAGAAACUGGGAACCGUGUGUGUAAAGUGCAUGCUUCUACAGUGCAUGUGUCUACAGUACAUGUGUAUAAAGUGCAUGCGUCUACAUUGCAUGUGUGUACAGUACAUGUGUGUACAGUACAUGCAUGUAGAGUGCAUGCGUCUA